Molecule: messenger RNA, 1699 nt
Organism: Oncorhynchus kisutch (coho salmon)
Lineage: Eukaryota; Metazoa; Chordata; Actinopteri; Salmoniformes; Salmonidae
Product: N-terminal EF-hand calcium-binding protein 2-like
Exons: 13
Coding region: 107-1399 (430 amino acids)
Biological process (GO): regulation of amyloid precursor protein biosynthetic process
Cellular component (GO): cytoplasm
Molecular function (GO): calcium ion binding
Source: RefSeq, a predicted model, not a curated record
GAAGAGAGGUGUGUUUUCUGGGACGUUCGGAGGGUCGAUGAUGAUGUAAGAGGAGAGGGAGGGAUUGCCCCCAUAACGCUCAACAUGAACGCUCCGCGGCAAAAGGAUGUGUGAGCAAGCAGCGCGCUACUGCAGGGACGGUGUCCACAAACUGCUCCAAAAAGAACAACCGAAACUCCGGGCUCAGGACAACAAAGAACAACCAAAACCCGAGGCCGAGGAAAGCGAGUCAGCGACGGCUGCACAGUCUGGAAACAGCGGCGCCCAGCCCGGUGGAAUUGACGGGCUCGUCCGCUGGAUAGUCACCAAGAUGAGCGACAACAAAAGCAUCUCUACCCGGGAAUACGCGAAGGAGGAGGCAGCGGUUGCCCAAGAACAGUUCUUCGCACCAGAGCCACGGAAAGGCAUCUCUGUAAUAUUGGAUAUUUUCCGGAGAGCUGAUAAGGAUGAUGAUGGGAAGCUAUCUCUGGACGAGUUCCAGGCGUUCUUCUCCGACGGGACGCUGAACGAGGAAGAACUGGAGAAUCUGUUUCACACAAUUGACUCUGAUAACACCAGUAAUGUUGACACUAAGGAACUCUGUGACUACUUUGCCAAACACAUGGGUGACUAUGAGGGUGUACUGGCCUCCCUGGAGACUCUCAACCUGUCCAUCCUCAGAGCCAUGGACUUCACCAAGAAGGUGUAUGAACGAGGGACCAAUGUGGAGCAAUUUGUUACCCGCUUCCUGUUGAAGGAAUCAGCCAAUCAGAUCCAUUCUCUGCUGAACUCGGUGGAGAGUGCUGUGGACGCUAUUGACGAGCAGCACUGUAGUCAGUCAGGGUACCCUACUAAGGUCAGUCAACAGGUUCCAGAGAAAUGUUAUGAGAACCCAGUGCCUGACUACCCUCCUAACAACAGAGUCAGUGCUGCCAAGGAUGCUGCCCCAAGGAACAUCAACACUGCUACAGGGAUGGUGGAGGUAAGGAAAGAGACGCUGGAGGCACAGAUCAACCGACUAGCUGAGCUAAUUGGACGCCUUGAGAACAAGACAGUUUGGUUUGACCUGCAUCAGAGGCUAACAGACACUGAUGGCACAGCCAGCGCAUCCCUGUACCUGAUUCGUCAGGAGAUGACGGUAUCCCAGAAGCAGCUGGGAGAAUUCUGUGAGGCCCUGAAGCAGUACCUGAAGAAUGUCUCUGCUGAAAGAGACUGCUUCCAUGUGACUGCAGUGCGGCUGCCAGAUGGGCUCUCCUUCGUGGUGUAUGAGUUCUGGGAUGGAGAGGAGGAGUGGAAAAAGCACCUCCAGGCUGCAUCCUUCAAGGCCUUUCAACAUGUUAAAGUUGACACUCUGUGCCAGCCUGAGGCUGUGUCCACUGUUGCUGUGCCAGCCGCCUGGUGCAGCCUGAGCAGAGACUGAUGGGGGUGGGGACGCAUCGCCUAAGUCCACAACACCCCCAUCCUUAGCUCCCACAUACCCCCUUUACCUCACUCCCACCCCCACAAUCCCUCUUUCUCUCUUUUGUAAGUACAUGUUUACACAGUGUCUGUUUGAUAUUGAGACAAAAUGGAAGGCAUCAAUUGCAGUGAAUAUUAAACAGUGCAUUAAAGCGAGAUUACCGCCAUCCAAUGCAUUUGUUCAUUGUAUCGUUCACCCUCAAGUCAUUGUAGAAAUGAGGUGAACAGUUAACCUGCUUUUGAGGCUCUAGUGCAUGUCAUC